GGAGCGCCGAGGUGCCGGAGACCUGUGAGCGCCCGCCUGGCUGGGUGAAUGUUGUCUCCGGGGGUAGAAGGUUCCAAUCCUGCUGACCUCUGGCCGGGCGCCCCGGGGUGCAAAGCGCCUUCUUCCCGCCCGGCCUCCUUUCGCACGAGGGCGGCCUCCGCGGCAGCAGAUACGUGACCUGGACCGUUCCUUCUUCUGGCGGGGCGGGAGCAAGAAAGCGCCUCCCCUUUCGCAUCCUAUGAAAGUGAGGGCGCGGAAUGGGGGACCUUCGGAGUGGGGAGUCGGUGGGGAGAAGGAGCCUGGUGAGGGUUAAGGGGUAUUGGGCCACCGAAGGCAGGGGAAGCCAGACCAAGGAGAGGGACCCCGGGCAGGCUAACCUAAGAGUCCCCUGACCUCUUCCCACCCCAAUCACAAGCUCUUAUUUUAAAUCAUCAAAACAUCAGGGGUUUCUAAUGGCUGCCUUUCUCUCCAUAGUAUCAGCUUAUGUAUGUUUACCCUGAUUUAAGCCCAAUUUCGUUUAGUGGGGCUUAGUCCCUGCUAGCCUAAAGUGUGGUACUAUGUGGGUCUACUCAGAUGGAAAUUCCAUUGGGUUCAAUGGCCAGCCCUCCCAGGUAAUUGGGGAUAUGAUUGCAGCAGAAGCUGAUUUCAGUUAUCUGGCCCUGGGGAAUGGGGAGGAGGUUUAAGCGCUGGCAUGUAAGGUAGCAAUCCCUUGUGUACUGAACUUCUGAUAUUUUUGCGAUACAAACCAGUACGAGAAAUAGUACAAAUGACCAACAUAGCAUCUUGGAUGUCCACAUCUGGGACGAAGUUCUGUCGCAGUGAGCUAGAUUUACUUUUGGCUGACUAUUUGGUUAACCGUUGUUUCAUUUUAGAAAAGGCUUGCUGCAGCAUCUAAGACUUGGUGUUUAAAUAUAGCCACAGUGCUAUAUGGUGAGUUGCUUUUGUUUUUCAAAAGAGAAACAAAAGUGAUUUCUUUGGGUCUUGAUUUUUUUUAUCAGACUGUGUAUAUGCUUGCAAGUUAGUCCUAUUUAAACAAGUAGGACUUCUAAGAAGGCAUGCGUACUCCUGGCAGUGUUUGAGUAUGAACUUGUGCAUGCUUACCAGGGAGCAAGCCCUACUGGCAGAGUGGGAUUUAUGAAUAAACGUGCAUAUAGGAUUGUGCUGCGCACUGAAGUAAGUAAAAAACAACAACAGUGAAAUAGAUGAGGCAUAUUUGUUUUAAUGAAUUACAUAUAAUUCUUAAUAUGAGAAUGUUGUCAGUCUCUGGCUCAGGUUGUGGUCAGAAGCUGUAUCAAGUUUCUUUGGUGAUAUUUGUGUAAUUCUGAAUCAGUAAAUAGCACAAAUAUUUGUCUGUGGCCCUAAGGACCAUCAAUUUCAGUAAAAGCCACAUACAGUAUUUAGGGUUGAUCCUAAGCACAGCUUUUGAAGUUAGCUUCAUGGAAACAAAUAUCCUGAUUUCCAGACCAGUUUAAUUUCUCAAUACUUUAUUCAUGGUGGAGUUAGCUCAUAUUUUUAGCUCAGUGGUUUUCAGAUUCCACCUUCAAGGAGCCCUUUCUGCAUUGCUUUGUCUGCUGCAGAACUUGAGGGUGUCUACACACAAGAACCUUGUGCAUUCAGAAUAUUCUGGACCAUGUUUACUAAGGUGAACAGACAUUUCAUAGAGAACACCAGCCAUAUUGGUCCUCAUUGUUGCUGCAUGUGAGCUGUGAGUGCACGCUGGAUUAUACUCAACAAUGUCCUCGUACUUUGCAGGGAGAAAUAGGCAAGCUGUCUAUCUAGGAAGCUUGGGUUGUUGUCAACAUUAGCCAUGCUUAAGUAGACUCAUUCAAAUCAUUGGAUAUCAUUAACAAGUCUGUUUCAGUGGGUUUACUCUGAGUAUGACUUGGUUGGAUUCAAUCCCUUGACUGUCAUCAUGGCUCUUUCAAUUGAGGAACCUGUGAUAAGCAUAUGAGGAUUCUCUGGAGCAAAGUUUGAAAAUUGCUAUUCUAAUAAUCUAGUUAUUGAAUUUAGGUUCCAGCGGUGCGUUGUGUUUUGUUUUGCCAGGGGUGGCAUGCAGCAGUUUAGAAGGUUGCCUUUCCGCUACUCAUGCCAUGCUUCCUUUAUUCAGAUGAUAAUUCCAAUGCACAAUUUUGGAAAUUAGAUCCUUAUGGAGACUGUAUACCUUCAUAUUCCAUCCAGCAUUGCAACUGAUAAAUACAUAUGCUGCGUGAAGCUCUUUGGGCACUGGUCAAGACCUGAACAACCACAUGCCUUCAUUUGCUUACCCAAGAGAAUUCUGUUCUGUUUACUGUAUGAUAGUCCCUUUAGGCACUUUUGAAAGCUGUAUAUGAAAUGUUAUAACAAGGGCUUCCAUGCAUUGUGAACCUAUCUAAAAUAGCAUUUUGGAUUCUGACUGAAGCCUUCACAAUAUUAAAAACUUGAAGCCAAUUUUCACUAUGUUUUUGUGCUUUGUGUGUAUGUGAAAGUGAAAUGCAAAUGCUUUAGUGAUUAUUUCACCCACCUAUUCUAUUUACUUGCUUUUGGGGUAAAGCUGGGAGUCCUUGCAUAGUGGGAUGGGCCAAAGGGUUGAGCAUUGUCAAGCUUUACAUGUCUUUAUAUGUAUAAGAUGGUGAUAACUAUGGAUUAGGAAUAAUUCUUGCCCAGCAAGAAUUAUUCUAUUACUGACUUCUGAUGUUGAUAGCUGAAAUAGCGAUAAGAUGUGCUAUGUAUUAGAUUCUUUGACUUGCUGUCUGAUUUUGGUGGAAGGAAAUGGGAACUUUGAGUGCAUUAAAAUUUAAAACAAUACAUACUGUGUCUUAGGUUUGCCUUUUUGUUGAAUUUUGAAUAGUGAUCUGAGCAGCAUGUGCUGACUAGUGUCUACAUGUAGUCUUUUAAAGACUCCUAAAGGAUUACUUAAGGAAAUAUAAUUUGAACCACACCAAGCUAAUGACAGUGGCCAUUAACUCCACAAUAUUUCUAAUAACAUUUCUUUUCCAGCAGAAUUUUAUGUAUGACAAGCAAAAAUGAACAGCAGCAUGAGUGAAGAGCCUGAUGCGUUAUCUGUAGUUAAUCAGCUGAGGGACCUUGCAGCUGAUCCCCUAAACAGAAGAGCAAUUGUCCAGGAUCAGGGAUGUCUACCAGGCCUUAUUUUAUUUUUGGAUCAUCCCAAUCCCCCAGUUGUCCAUUCAGCCCUACUGGUAAGUAUCAUCUGUUUCCUAAUUGUGCAACUUUUUUCCUAUGCAUUCUGUAGCAUGACUAUGUGAUUGGGACUCUAAAUUUCAGGAUUUAAUAUUAAAUAAGCACUCAUUGGCUGUUGCAACCAUAUUUUACACCAGUGUGUUUCCAUAAAAUAUCUUAAAACAAAACAUUUUGGAAAAUUUUACUGAAGAAGAAAAGAUGUAUUGUAAUAGCACAGAUUCUUAGCCAGAGAGGAUCACCUAAAAAUGACAAUCCCAGAUGCAGCAAAACUGAAAUGCAGUUUAUGCUCUUGUCACUCUGGUACAUUCUGAGAAACUAUGGCAUUGAAGUGGAGGAUUUCUUUAAAAAGAAAUAAAGAAAUUUAUUGAUGCAACUUUGAAUGAUACCAAAGUUUAGCAAUGUAUAUCAAAUAUGAGAGUUCAGGAGCAGUGUUAAUUCUGUUUGAUGCCAGGUCCCGCCCCCACCCCAAGGUAAAAGUAGUCAUAGUUCUCAUCUUCCCACUCUCCAAAUCAGAAUCUAGUCCUACUGAAAUAAAUGGGCCUUACUCCCAGGUAAAUGUAUAAAGUGUAAGUUGGCAGUCUAAAUUAAUAAUGAAACAUAACAGAAAUACUCUUCAGCAGGUAUUAGGGCAAUGGACGUGCUGUAUCAGAGCUGUUAGGAACUAAGCAAACAUUAACGUUGGCACAAGACCAAUUACACAACACAAUGACAACUGGUUCAAGGUCCUCUUGUUUCUGAAUGCCACUUAAUCGUGACACAUGCAGUCUCAGAGCUCAGAGAAAAUAUGAUGCUAAGUAGAACAAUGAAAAACCCAAAUUGUUUGUAUGAUAACAAUUUACCUCCCAAAAGCAAGCACCCAUAUACAUACAACAUCUGUCAACUAAACUUAUCCUUCUCCAACUGAACAAGUUGACAGGCUUGCUCUUAAAAUCUGUUCAUCUUAAAGAUUCAGUAAUAUCGAUCAGCAUGGGAUGUAUGUGGAAAAAGGGUUGCAGAAUAGGAGAGAGGAGGAGGAAGUGAUCUGUGUCAAGGAAGAGUUGAGAAAAGGAGGAGGGUGGAGGAAAAAGGAGUGAAGGUGAAAAUGGGAGUGUAAAGGUGAUUGAAAAAAGGAGGGGUAAGAGGCAUGGGAAUGGAGCUGAAGAUGAAAGGGGAUGGAAGGUUUAAAGAAUAGGAGGGGAUGGUGAAAAGGGUGCUUUGUAGGUGCAGUGUGUGGGAGGCGGAAGGUGCAGGAAGUUACCAUGAAGGUGUGCAAGGGGGAAUUGCGCAAAAGGAGGGGGAGGAGGCAAGGACAUGGGGUGAAGGUGAAAAUGGGUGUAAAGCAGGACUGCAGAAUGAGAGAGAAGUGGCUUCAGAAAUGACAUGAAGGUGAAAGUGAGCUUAGUAGUUGCAUAGUUGGGAUGGGGAAACUGGUAGGUGGGUUGAUGAGAGGAGCAAGCAGGAGUGCAGCCCCUAGUUUUAUACAUAUAUAACGCAAAAACACUCCUUCAGCAGCAACAAUGCAAAUACAAUGCUUUGAACAGCUGCACAUUUAACAUUCAUAUUUUGAGUUAUCCCAUUAUACGCAACUUGCUGGAAAUGUUAACUUAGUUUUAUAUGAUACUAUAUUUGCUGAUAGACAACUGAAAGAAUCAGUUCUCUUAAUUCAAUAUUUAGUCAAAAUCAUAUUUAUAUAAUUACUGGGAUUUUUCUAGACAAGAAUACACCAAAAAUAUUUUGGGGUGCAGCUUAUUAAACUAAAAUUGCAUAUGUUCUAACCAUUACAUAAAAUAUCUUCAAAAUUGAUAGUUUAUUUUUGAGAGAUGUAUAAAAGAAAAAUUAGAAACAAGAGCAUUAUUCUAUUAGAUUACUUUAACUUGCCCUUUCUUACAGGCUCUCCGUUAUUUGGCGGAAUGUCGUGCCAACAGAGAAAAGAUGAAAAGUGAACUAGGUAUGAUGCUGAGCUUACAAACCGUCGUGCAAAAGUAAGUAUAGUGUGCUAUCUAUAGUAAAAGUACAUAAUUUAUCAUAGAAUCCUAGAACUCUAGAGUUGGAAGGGACCCCAAGAGUCAUCUGGUCUAACCCCCUGCAGUACAGAUAUCUCAGCUGGAGCAUCCAUGACCUUUGCUUUAAAAUCUUCCAAUGAAGGUUGGAGUAUGUACAUAUUUCCUUCCUACCACCACCUUACGAGGGAGUCUGUACCCCCUUACAAACUAUCAGAUUAUUGUGGUAUAUAGUGCGUUUCUGUCUUAAAAUUGUUUUAAGAAUAAGGGACCUGGGAAUUAGAUUGCAAAGGUGGCUUCCUUGUUCAAGCAGAUUCCUUUCAUAAUCUCCAAUACAGUGGUACCUCGGGUUACAUACGCUUCAGGUUACAUACGCUUCAGGUUACAUAUGCUUCAGGUUACACACUCCACUAAGCCAGAAAUAGUGCUUCAGGUUAAGAACUUUGCUUCAGGAUAAGAACAGAAAUCGGGCUCCGGCGGCACGGCAGCAGCAGGAGGCCCCAUUAGCUAAAGUGGUGCUUCAGGUUAAGAACAGUUUCAGGUUAAGUACGGACCUCCGGAACGAAUUAAGUACUUAACCCGAGGUACCACUGUACAUGAAUUCCUGGCUUUGCAUGUAACAUUGAAAACACUGUGAGGAUACUGGUAUGUUCAGUAGUUCUUGAUACUAAGUGGCUAGUUAAUGAAAGCAAAAAUCCAAUUACUUGGCUCGAAGCAUUCUAUUCCAAGAUAGUAUGCCUCUUUCAGAGUCUCAUACUGAACUACUUGAACUAAACCGAUCUAUUCACCCCCCUCCAAUUUAUUAUUUGCCUAAAACGAUUAGCUCAGUAACUAUGUAUUUAAUUGCACAGGAGUCCCUUUCAGGUAUGAUAAGAUGCACACAAUCCUGUAAACCAAGCCACUGCCUCAGUUUUGAUUUAACACAAUUUUACUUGCUUGUACUUCUCACAAAUAAUUAACCAUGGUUAGAAGGGCACAAAUAGCCUUCUAAAAUUGGACCCUUUGUUAUGACACCUUCCCCAUAAAAGGAUAUUUGAAGAAAAAGAUGCCCUCUCUGACACUACAAACAGGAUUAUAUGGUAUACUUUUAAAUGGGUUGUGAACAUUUUAUACACUUAGCCGAAAGAUAAAUUAUUCAUGCACACUAAGAGUAUUGUUCAGUUUGGGAAUGCAGUGUUGGAUGAAUUGCAAGACAUCGUAAUAAAAGGUAAUACCGCCAUCUAGUGUGUCAAAUUAGAACAGACCAAAAUAAUUCUACUUGAUCUGAAGAUACACCUUGUUUUGUUAUAUGUUUUGUCAGAAUUAUAAUUGUUGGUCGGAAGGAAAUACAUACAUACUACAAAUUUUCAGAAUUGAAAAUAUUUCAGGAAUUCGGAGUUCAGUAAGCAUUUUGCAAAACAACUUAAACACCAACUUUUGUUUUGUGAUCUUAUACAAAUAUUAUGUUCUGCAAUCAUGCUAAACAUUAAAUCUUCAAAACUGGUUAGGGGCUCAUCUAUAGCUGUACCAAAACACUCCCUGAAUAUCAUUGUCCCAUUCACAACCUGCAAAUUUGGGUGCCAUUUCUCCACUUUCCAGAGGGGAGGGUAUGUGCUGAAAUUCACUCUUUGCUUUAAGCAGUCAUGUCACUCUAUUUUUUUUUUUUUUUUUAGUGGAAACCAUUAUUCCCCCCCCCCCAAGUACCUUCAAAUAAUAAUUUUGGGCUUCAUUGCAUAGAAUUGGAAAUAGGUGAUGAUGAUGGAACAAGCAGUAUUUUAAAGCAUCCAUUAAACUUGAUAGCUAGGCAUUGUCUGAAUUCUGAGAUGUUAGAAAUGCUGUAGUCUUCCGUGCAAAUCGAAAAGCUAUGAAGGGAAAAUGCUGAAACAGGCUCUUGUCUGAUAUGCCGUCCUUUCUUGACAGCUUGCUGGAAUAAAAAGCAAAGAUUGCUCAAGCUGCUAUUUUUAAAAGGGGCAGCAUAUUUUAAUUUGACGUUAGUGUAUGUGAAAGAUGCCAGACUGACAGUAUUCCAGGCUGAGGUCAGUACCUAUGGAAGGGAAAUAGCCAGACUGGCAGUGGCCUUCUUCUUUUCCUCUUACUCCUUUGACUCCUUUGGGUUUUUGCAGUUACCCAAAGGAGAGCAAUGUUGCUUGGUCCCUUGGUCCCUCUUUUGUCAGCUGAUGCAGAAAAGUUGCUUGUGUUACUAAAUACUUCCCCUCCCCCCACUCAUCAUAUUUUCAGUACAUUAAAAUGCAAUACCCAUUGCUUUCUGAUCAAAUAAAGAACCACCCCACUUCUCUGAGCAAGAAAUAAAACCCUAGUUGGGGCAAUGCAGAUAAGUUCAGUUGGUUUUCUGUUGGUCUAAUGGUGCUGUUGGAUGGCAUUCUGUCAAAAGUAAGUGGCUGCUGUUCACUCUUAUUGUGAAAUGCAGAGUAUCUGUGGGGAGAAUCAUAGAAUCAUAGAAUCAUAGAGUUGGAAGAGACCACAAGGGCCAUCGAGUCCAACCCCCUGCCAAGCAGGAAACAAAGAAGACAACAAGGAGAUCCCUGCCAAGAAGACAACAAGGAGAUCCAUGGUUUGAGACAGGAGGACGAGAAUGCUGGAUGGAUGUUAUGGGCAGAAGAGGGAGAGCAAGAGGAAUAUUGGAGAGAGGAGAGUUCCAGAGAAAACUUUGCAGGGAGUAGUGCUGAGGUGAAGAAGCCCAGUUCAAUAGAACUCCUAGUCAGCUAGGGCUCUCUGCAUAGUGUGGGCAAGAAACCUCAAUGGGAAUUAAGUCGGUGCAUACAGUUUUGAUAGUCAGAUGAAAACUCUUCAUAUUGGGGCAUUAGAAGGGUCAUGCAGACAUGGAUGUCUGCCUGGUUUUCAUGUUUGGAGGGAGGGUUGUGUUGGGGGUGUGUGUUUCUGUUGCUGCUGUUGGUUUUUUUUUUAUCUUUAUAUUUUGUUGUGAUUUAUGUGGAAAUUGUUCAGUUUGGUUGUGUAUUUAAUGUUUUAUUUAUUGUUUAUAAAUACUUUAGUUACGUUGUAGUUAUGGGUUUUGUAAUGUUGUAAACCACCUUGAGGGGGGUUUGAACUGUGGAAAGGCGGCAUCCAAAUAAAAUUAGGUAUGUAUGGUUCCUAAUUCAGCUAAAGAUAACCAGACAGCACAAGGGGAAGUUAAUGCAUCGCUUAGCUUCAUAUUGAGAACCUUCAUUUUGGAAAUUUAUAAAACCAGUACUGUACUGCUGAGGCAAAGGGUGUUGGGAUUGUGAUGUGGGUGCCUUCCUUCAAAGUUUUUCUUUUUCUUUUAAUUCCUUCUGUGUGGUUUGAAUUGUCUGUGGGCAAUUCUUGGUGAGAGGAAGGAGUACCAGGUGCAGGGGGUGCAGUUCAUCUGUGUGACUGAUGAGUGGCCGCCUGCCUUGUUAUUUAUACUGCUCUGUCAGUGAAUGGCUUCAUUGUCUCCCUAGUUUUUGCAGUACACUUUUGUGCAGUGGAAGGACUUGACUGGUGAAAGUGGUUGGUGAUUGAGUGUGAGUAUUGAAAUCACUGAGUGGAUGGCGCGUUUGUGCAUAUUGGUGGGUAUGAAUGAGGUGUGGGUGUAGGUUGGGAAAGUGAUACUGAAUAAGUAGUAGGUAUCAUUGAUUUGUGUCGAUGUAAGGCAACACAGCUCCUGUCAACCUAGCAGUUUGAAAGCACCCCAAAAAGUGCAUGUAGAUAAAUAGGUACUGCUCCGGCGGGAAGGUAAACAGUGUUUCUGUGCGCUCCUCUGGUUUUGGUGUUCUGUUGCGCCAGAAAUGGCUUAGUCAUGCUGGCCACAUGACCUGGAAAAACUGUCUGCAGACAAACGCAGGCUCCCUGGGCCUGUAAAGCGAGAUGAACGCUGCAACCCCAGAGUCGUCUGCAACUGGACUUAACUGUCAGGGGUCCUUUACCUUUACCUUUAAGGCAACACUUGAGUGUGAUGUGUAGUAUUUGGUGAGUCAAGAUGUGCCUUGGUAAGAGGAAGGCUGAAGGGGGAAGGGAACCAUGAUUCUAAAGGUGUUUCAGAUACGGUGCCAUGUUUUUGUUCUUUCAGAUUUUAUUAUUUUAUUUUAUUGCAUUGCCUUGUACCCUAAUUUCUGAGUUAUAUAUAUCAUGUUAUUUGUAAAUUGCUUAGAGACUGUAUUAAGCUGUUAAGAAAUAUAUUUAACAAAACUAAAAUGCAAAGGAUUGUAAAGCAAAAUCCAUACAAACCUCAGUUUGCUUUGCCUUAGGACCACCACACCAGGAGAGACAAAAUUGUUGGCUUCUGAAAUCUAUGAUAUUCUUCAGUCUUCCACAAUGUCCGACGUUGACAAUGUGAACGAGAUGAAUUCACGGCGCCGGAAAGCUCAGUUUUUUCUGGGAAGUACAAAUAAACGUGCUAAAACAGUCGUGUUACACAUAGAUGGCCUUGAUGAUUCGGUAAGAAAAGGGUGUUUUAGGGUAUACAAUGCACACUUAUGUAUCAAGGUGUGUGAAGGGCACCUUGUUUUCUGUAAGCAUUCCUUGAGUUUACAGCUUAGACUGCUCUGUACGAAAUGCCAUAAACAUAAUAACAUUUAUGAAGUCUGUACCAAUCUCUUAGAUGUCGGUAACUUGUAGGAGUUGAUCUUAGUAGAAUUUACUGUGCAUCAGAAUUUACUGAUGCAAAACGUUAAAUACCCCCAAGAAGCUGACAAUAGAAAGGUCACAUUAAAUAAUUGACUGCAUUACGUUUGGACAUCAGAACAUCACAAGCUGCCUUCUUCUGAGUCAGAUCAUUGGUCCCUCUAGUUUAGUACUGUUUGCACUGACGGGCAGCAUCUCUCCAGGGUCUCCCGGUAGCAGUCAUCCCUACCGCUACCCAACAAGUGAUACUUUAUACUGGAAAAGGUUGAUCAACCUAGCCAUCAGAUGAAUGGUAAUCCCGCCCCCCCUGGUGUUUUUUCUUCUUCACAUCAUGAGACAUUCAUAACAAUUUAUCAACUUCCCAUUGUUCAGGCCUAAGGAAAUGUUGAAUUUUCUUAGCCUGCUCUUCCUAACAUCUUUUCUCAUUGCCUGAGAUUUCUCUUGGCUAUUGGAUAACUGUUGUAAUAAUGAGGUCUCAGUGGAUUCUCCAUGCAAUGUCAGAAUAACUUCUAUAAAUUUAUCCUCCAUUCCCCUGUAGAUAACACCCCAGGGUCAUGUUUGCCUUUUUAUGGCUGCCAAGCAGCAUGCAAGGCUGUUUGAGCAUGUUAUCCACAAGUGCCCUCAGGUCUCUGUUUCAGUUUUGUAGCCUUUUAAAUUAUCUAACCUGAUCUUCUGCUGCACUGGCUUACAUUUGUUCGGGGGUGGGGGGCCUAAGUAAGCCUUUUAAGAGAACCAGGUCUGUAUAUAGAUCCCAUCUUCUUUAAUAAAGUCAGUGGCUGUUAAUCGGAUGAAUAAUGAGCAUAUGUAUACCCUUGCUUUCCCAGAGUUACCUUCCUCCUCUUCUUGCCACCACCAUUUUGCUCUCUCCUUAUAUUUCUCUCUCCCCUCCUCGGCCCGACCCGCUUCUUUAAGCCAGGUUUAAUCAGUUCCAGUAGUCUUGUCCUUAUUAUGUUUACUGACUUGGUAGCUCAUUUGUUUGCCCAUCACUGUCUCUAAAGCUUCUCUAAAAGCCAGAAAAAUGCUGCCUGUUUCUGUUUUGCCUGCCAAUUUAAAUACGCGUUACCACUGUAAAUGGUCUGUGGUCAGCAUAUCUCAAAGCUGCCUGUAUUGCUCUCCUAAAACAAUGCUAAUGCAGAUCCUUGUUUCUAGUAGCCAGCAUGCAGUAAGAAAUGUAGACAUACUUAAUUUGGAGGGCUUCCUUAACUGCUGAUGGCCUGGCAGCAUAUUCCUUCAAGAGCAAAAAGGGGAAAAUGUGUAUUAAAGUUUAUUUGUUUUUUUAAGCUGUCCUCAAAACCUUCUCUGCUCUUAGGGAGAUUUUUACUUGAUUUUUAGUUUGUGCACAGCAUGCCAUUUCAGUCUACAAAGGGCAAUGAAAAACACUGUUUGUAAAUCAUUUUGACCUCCAAGUGAUAUCUUAAACUAUAGUCAGCACUUGCAGCAGUUCUGAGUUUCAGGUAGGUGCUUCUAACAUGAAAUGCGUGAAAUGUAAGCUAUCUUCAAGUGUAGAAAUAAUAACAACAGCAACAACAACAACUGGGAUAAUCAUGUUCUUUUUGCCUCUUUUUCUUAAGAUUUUAGGCAGUUAAAAAACCCCGGAAGAACAAGCAAGCAAGCAAAUGCAAACCCUAAAGGACAAUAAUAACUGAACAGCUGUACUUCAUUUUUCACAGAAAUGAUACUAAUUGGUCUCUCUUGUGAAAUCUUAUGUAAUUACUGUCUAAAGCUCUAUGUAUAUCCCAGCAAUAUACUUUAGUGGGCAUCAUGAACAUUUUGUCACCACUCCUGCUUGCCCUGUCAUCUCAUAAUCACCACCAUAAUUUGUUUUGUAUGCUGCCUUUCCAUAGUUAAAACCACGGUCAAGGCAGCUCGCAAUGUGAAAAGAUUUGCAUAAUUACAAGCAUAACAAAAAUAACCAAACAAUAAAUUAAACGCAUCAAAAAGUGCACAGCCAUAAUUGAACCAUUCCCACAUAAAUCAUUAUAAAAUGUAAAAAUUAAUAUAAUAUCAAUAACAGUCACAACAACCCCUAAACAAUACUGGUGUGUGUGUGUGUAGGACUGUUCUUUCUCAUAAAUACAGACUUCCAAUGCAUAGUCAGGUGUAUCUGCAUGUUACUCUUGAGGCAGAAACCCUGAUAAAAUUCAGCAGUUUGACUUAAUCUUGCCAAACAUGAACUUGUUGGAUUUUAGUUCAUUUUUCUUCCAGCCUCCAUAUAGAGGAUGAACUUGGUGUUGGUUAUCUAUGCCCCAGUUACACCCUGGCUAGGUCACUGUAAUGAUGCUCUCUGUAUGGGGCUGCUUUGAAGCAAAAAACACAACUUGAAAAUCGGAGCACAUUUGACUAAUCUUAUUUCACCUGUGUUGGCCUGAUGUACAUGCUGAAGUUUUACAUAUUGUUUCAAUGGGUGUAUUCUCUGGUUCAGUGGUAGAACACCUGUUUCCCAUGUAGAAGAUCUCAGCUGCAGCCUCUGGCAUGUCCAGGUAGGGCUGGGAAUGUGUCUUGCCUGAAACCCUGGCGAGCCACUGACACUCAGUGUAGAUAAUACUGAGCUAGCAGAUGCACCAAUGGUAUGACUCUGUUUGAGGCAUCUUCCUAUGUUCCACUGUGGUUUCCAGUUCUCAUGUAAUGUCAGACCAUAGUUUGAUACUACUUAUGAAUGAGUCUCAUGUUUGUGUGCUCCCCACGUCUUGUGUUGUUUGCGAGGAGACUGGGAGUUCCCCAUAAGGUAUGGACUUGGAUUUGUACUUUGGCUAAACUUAGUUUUAUAAACAGACUAGGCUCUGAAACCAUGGUUUGAUCCUUUCUUGUUCUUAAAGGAACCUGCAUCCCCAAAUUUGGAUGCAAUGGGAAACUGGUGGCUAUGCAAAAUAAGAGGAGGAGGGAAGUGUGUGAGCCUGAGGCUUGUGUAGGCUUGUUAACAUGGCAAAAACCAUGGCUUCCUGUAACAUCUGAGCCAACCUGCUGCCUUAGCCAUAAACCCUGGGAGCUAGGCUUGAGGAGGGAGUUAAGAAUGCAGUACUGGUUGAGAAGAAUGUGUUCGUGUUGUAAGACACCAAGCAAGUAGCUCAUAUACAUGAUUAUGUAGGCCAGGCUGUGUUUCAUAUUGCGCUUGUGGUAGUUCUAAGAAGCCACUUAUUUGUAUGCUGAUGUCUUUGAGACACUCAGUAAAUGCAUGGAAGCACGCUGAGCUAACGUAGAGCAGGUGCAACUAGCACAGGUCAGUGUCGUGUUGUUGCACAGUAGGCCCUGUCACUUGCUUUAAACGUAACCAUUCACUUGUGUGUUUUGUGAGCGGACAUUUUCCUUUGCAAUCAGAGUUCAGUUUGUGCAGUGCAGUGAUGUCCAUGAGCUGCCACAGAUGAGGUAGCUGAAGGAUACAACAGCUGCUUUGAUGCAUUCAGUCAGUAUGGAUACAAGGUGUCUGAUAAAUAGCAACUUAAACACUAACUGCUCAUCAAUGAGCAUUGCAGUCAGUCAGAACUUAACCACAGGGGACUGUUUAGCUGAUCAUACGGAGAAAAGCUUGCUUUGCUUUUCAGCACUUUCCCCUCAUUAUUCACAGUUGAUUCCAUUCUGGUUUGUCGUCAAAAUGUAGGCAGGAAUGAUGUUUUUAAAUUCUCUUAUGGCUAAAUUCAGAGCCAUUCCCUCUCCUCUUUUAAAAUAUAUAUAUAUUAAAAAGCAUCAUUCUGCUUCAAUUCAUGUGUCUUGUUUCUUAACUGAUCUGUGUUUAACGUACGCAAUUAUUUAUUAGGUAUUUGCAAAUAACUGGUGCCGUUAAUUUUUAGUCUCGGAGAAACCUUUGCGAAGAGGCCUUGCUGAAGAUUAAAGGGGUCAUCAGCUUCACGUUUCAAAUGGCAGUUCAAAGAUGUGUAGUCCGAAUCAGAUCAGAUUUGAAAGCAGAGGUAAGGUUUGCAGCCGUUUUCCUUUUACAUUCUUCUGACGCUGAGUAAUGACUUACUCACCUGCUCUUCUUUUCUGUUUUUCCAUUUUCUUGUUGUAUAGGCACUGGCAACAGCAAUAGCAUCAACCAAAGUUAUGAAAGCCCAGCAAGUUGUGAAAAGUGAAAGUGGAGAAGAGGUGAGAGAACGCUUCGUAAUUUAGAACGCAAGCCUGUUGGUAGCGUUGGCAAUUAAAGAAAAGGAAUUAAAUGCAAUUGGUCUAUUCUUUGGGUGCAGCAAUAAUCCCACUGGCUGAACAUACAUGAAAUUGUAUGCAGAUGUGGCUUUUUGGGGGAUGUGUGUGUGUGUCGUCUCCUUUAAUUUCUAUUUUGAAUCCAAGGCAUGUUAUAUCUAUGCAAUGUAAGCAGCAGUGUGUUCAUACAGGGUGCCUCACUUCCUGAAACAAGAGAAAGCUGCUUCUUUUGUGGAGCUUUCAUGCCAACUGUACAUGGAAAAUCUGGUAGAAGUUGAAAGUGUGUCAUAGGUUUAGCAUUGUAGAAUAUUGAUUUCAGUUAGCAAGAGGUGCAAAAUAGCCUUAUGUAAUGAAGGCAUUAAUGUCAUGUUGCUAAGAGCGUUUGCAAUCUUCUGAAUUACAGUGAUUAUAUUAAGCACAAACAUUUCGGAAACUCAAAUUAAUUACACAGGUCUCCAAGAGCUUGGUCUAAAGCCUGCUAUAAUGUAGGUAAACUCUUCCCAUUGGUUGAGGGGCAUGCUUAUCAGGAAGUGAAUGGAGGAGUUACUUUGUUCAGACCUAUAAAGUUAUCUUGCAUGUCACAGUUCCUAGAUUUGCUAAAACUCUGAACUAUGUCUAAAACAGCAGUUGCAUGAAUGAGUGAUGCUGAGCUUCGCAGCAAGGUCAGAUUGGGUAAAACGACUUUCUGAAUCCCAUUAAACAGAUGCUGGUUCCAUUCCAAGAUACUCCUGUAGAAGUGGAACAGAAUACCGACCUCCCUGAGUAUCUGCCAGAAGAUGAAAGCCCUUCAAAGGAGCAAGACAAAGCAGUGUCCCGGGUUGGAUCACACCCAGAAGGUGCAGCCAGCUGGCUGAGCUCAGCUGCAAACUUUCUCUCCAGAUCCUUCUACUGGUGACCUUGAGUCAAGGCUUACAGGACUGUGUGAACCAACAGGGGGCCAGUUUUCCAUUGGUGUGGUGAACUGCCAAGUGCAAUUUGCAAUAAGUUAUCACAACAAAUUUUUAGACUACACAAAACAUAUGCUGUCUUUUACAUUUUGUUGGACAUUUGGUCUUUCAGGCCGGUGAGAAAGAUGGAGGCAUUUGUUAAUGCCCUUGCCCUCACCUCUGUUCUCAUAUGUUUUAUUGCCUCACUUUUUAAUAUGGGUCCAUGAUUAACCAAACUUCGUUGAGUGUAUAGAGCUUUAAGUUAAUAUUAGUGAUAAACACAUACAGAACCCAUUCAGUACAAAUCUCAGGACAUCUGUACAAGGAAAUUAUUAGCCCUUAAUUUUGCAUAGAUUGAAAUGCCUUUUUUUCUUUUUCUUUUUGCCUUAUUUCAAAUUAUAUAUUUCCCCUGGAAGGUCAUUCUAAUGGGGGGAAAACCCGAAUUGUUUACCAUUUAUUCCCUUCCCCUGCACACUUGGUUCAGAGCUGGUAUGUCAUUAUUCCACUUGGUGCAUUGCAACAAGAAUGAUUCAAACUUGAACUUUACAGUCCUUGAUGUGCUGGGAUUUUUGUUUUUGUUCUAAACUGUCAGCCCUUGACCACUCGCAAUUUGAACAUUAGUAAAUAAAUGAAGGUGGAAAUGUGAACGUGUAAGUAAAUAAUCUGUAAAAAAAAAUAUGCUUGUAAUGAUGCCUAUGACCUUGUAAAUAUGAUCAGAAACCACUGAUUGCAAUUUAGGUUGGAUAAAGAAGCUCUGGUUUCAAAAGUUGCAACCUGCUCCAGUGACAUCUUGGUUGCAGAAUUUGUCUGUGGUAGAAAGUGUGAUGUUGGCCUUACUCUGAUAUUGUUUUCAAUUGGUUUAAUGAGAGCUAAAAAUGUAACAUAGUGGCCAGUGGGUGGGUGGGUGGGAAUAAAAUGCCUAAUAUGCCAUUGUGCCACUGCCCUACAAUCUAGACUUUUGUCGCUUGGUGGAAAUUUCAUGUAUAAUCCCAGUUGCCUUUUAUGCUUCUCAAUUCCACCUUUAUACCCUUUGGACAACCAUUAUGAAAUAUGGAGCGAUCCAAAAAUUGUUUGUGAAGCCUGGAGCAGGGCAAAAGCCAGCAUGUGCCUGAUGCCCAGAGGGGGGUGGGCAUCCUGGAAAAAAGUCCUUGUAAGUGCACUCACCUAGUCUAGACAACAAGGAAACCUGCGCCUGAAGAAUUGGCUUCACUUGGCGAUCUCGCAGACAAUUAAGGUGCUUGGACCAUCACAUCUUGUCUCUGCCUAGCUUCCAGAAAGCAUCAUGCAAGUAAAUAUUCAGUAGGCAAAAUAUUAAGCAUAGCAAUUAGGUUACUGAAAUAUUGUCUGGGAUUUUUCUCAGUGCGUUAGAAAACCUUGUACACAACUUGUACGCACCACAGGAAUACAGCUGUGACACUGCAAUGCUACCCUAAAGUUGAUUCUGCAGUGCUUCUUUUUGUGGUGUGAUCCAUACGAAUUUUUACUUAAAUCAGUGACGUACACGUAUCAAGGCAGUGCUUUUGCCCCUUUGGAGGUCUUAUCUCUGUGUCUUGCACAGUAGCAGUAAUUAAGUAGCAUCAAGACGCUUAUUAGUAAAAACAAAAUUGCAGGGGGAAGUGUAAAGUUCCAAUGACAAAUCAAAGUUCUCAUAAAUUCAGCCUACUUUUGAGAUAAAGAGCUUACUUUCAGAUUUUAUUAUUUCUAUUUUUUAACGUACCUACUUUAUUUGGUUGAAGUUUACACGCACAGAAUACAAGCUUUCUAAGGCAUGUAUUGUAUUAAAUAUGUAUUUCGAAGCAUAUUGCUGUCUAGAAUGUUACAGUACCAAACGUGUUUGCAAAGCCCUCUGUUGUGUAGCCAUGGAUACAAUGUUUACUUUUUGUUUUAACAUCUCUCUCUCUCUGUGCAAUUUGCAUUGCCGCACACCAACUGCACUACCUGACACACCCCUUUGGAUAUUAAUGGUUCAGUACAAGUAGAUAUUAAAACUUGUGUAAUCAAUCUGUAGGUAUAUAUUUUUUUCCUUUGGUCAGUAUUGCAGCUCUCCCAGUUAAAGCAUCUAUAAAAGAGCUUUGGAAAUACUGUAAAAUAAAAGUGUAAUAUAAUGAACUGGC
This is a messenger RNA of Podarcis lilfordi (Lilford's wall lizard), 16908 nucleotides long. The record is from the annotation of a GenBank genome assembly. Lineage: Eukaryota; Metazoa; Chordata; Lepidosauria; Squamata; Lacertidae.